Schistosoma haematobium is the source of this 1702-nucleotide messenger RNA. RefSeq names its product putative ubiquinone biosynthesis monooxygenase. The record is from RefSeq and is a predicted model, not a curated record. The transcript has 12 exons. Gene Ontology annotation, biological process: ubiquinone biosynthetic process. NCBI's taxonomy places the organism in Eukaryota, Metazoa, Platyhelminthes, Trematoda, Strigeidida, Schistosomatidae. Gene Ontology annotation, cellular component: mitochondrion. Gene Ontology annotation, molecular function: FAD binding; 2-octaprenyl-6-methoxyphenol hydroxylase activity. The coding region runs from base 129 to 1652 and encodes 507 amino acids.
CCUUUCACACCUUUAGCGGCGGGAUGCUUGGAUUGAAACGAUAUUUGAAGGUUAAAUCAUUUUCAGUAUUCAGCUACAUUAUUCUAGUUGUAGACAUGUAGAAUAUUAUAUUUCCAAUUAUUCAACCAAUGACGUUCCUCAACUAUCAUAAAUUCCUAACUACGAGUUUCCGUGGUUACAGUGUCAAGAAACUGCUUCCGAAGUACGAUGUAAUAAUUGUCGGUGGUGGGAUGGUUGGAUUUGGUUUGGCUGCCGUUGCGGCGGCUUCCAAAUUUCUCGGUAACAAAAGCAUUUUAUUGCUGGAAAGUUCUGGUAAAAAAAAGUAUCAACGUAAAGAAGAAUAUGAAAAUCGUGUUGUUGCUCUUAACGACCUUUCCGUAAACAUGCUGAAAAAUAUUGAUGUUUGGGAAUUUAUUCAGUCAUUCCAUUCUCAGCCUGUAAAUAAAAUGAAAGUAUGGGAAACAAAGUCAAACCUUUACUUAACGUUUCAACGCAAUCCCUUGGCAUAUAUAGUAGAAAAUGAUUUAGUUAUUGAAUCACUUCGUAAUUAUUUGGAAUCUAAUAAUAAUUCUUCAAAUGUGACAAUACUAUAUGAAACACAAGCUGAAAACAUUCAGCUGCCUUCUUCAGAUCAUCCAGAACAUUUAGUUCGUGUAGACGUUCAACAAAGGACACAGGAUAAACGGGAAACUGUUGAAACAGAUCUACUUAUUGGUGCUGAUGGGUUCAAUUCACUUGUCCGUAGAACAGCUAAUAUUCAUACAAUUGGUUGGAAUCAUAAUCAAAAAGCUAUUGUAGCAACUUUAAAAUUGGAACAGGCUAAUAAUGAAUCUAUCGCUUGGCAAAGGUUUCUACCAACAGGCCCAGUUGCAUUACUCCCAUUGUCAAAAGAAUAUUCAUCAUUAGUUUGGAGUACAACUUCGUAUGAAGCUGACCGUCUUAUGAAUUUAAAAGAUUUAGAUUUUAUUCAAGAGUUGAAUGACUGUUUGACUAAACCUAAUGAAUCGACGUCACAAAUUGGUGCACUUUUCAAUAAGAUGGGACAAUGUUUUGCUAGUGUUGUUGAUUACUUUGGUAAUCAAAUAAAAUCUACAGACAAUGAAAGUGAAUCCAGCUCAUUUUCAACACCAACAGUAUUAUCGAUUCAACCAAAUACGAAAAGGGCUUGUUUCCCUCUAGGUUUUCAACAUGCCACAUUUUAUUCAGCUCCUCGUGUGGCACUAGUGGGUGAUUCUGCUCAUCGAAUACUACCACUUGCUGGUCAAGGUGUUAACCUUGGUUUCGGUGAUGUUGUUUCAUUGGUUAGGCAUUUAGAAGAAGCUGUUUUGCAUGGAGCUAAUAUUGGAAGUUUAGCUUAUCUUAAAGAUUAUACAAAUGAACGACAAAGAAUUAUAGUACCAUUAGCUGGUACAUUAGAAUUAAUUAAUUUAUUAUAUUCCACUGAUGCAUAUUGUAAACAAAAUAACAAGGAAUCAUCUUCUGUUUGUCGUAAUUCUGCAAUAUCAUAUUUAUUAAAUAAUAUUAUCACAGAUAUUCGUGGAACUGGAAUGAGUACUGUUCAGUCUAGUAAAUUAUUGAAGGAAUUUUUGAUGGCAGUUGCUGUCACUGGACAAAUCCGAACAACACAAUCGAAAACCACUUAUUGCUUGUAGUUGGAUUAUUUCUGUAAUCUGUUCAUAAUAAAAAUAAAAUUCCCUAGUUG